AAGUGUGAUCCAAAUGUUUCGAAAGAAGAGGACUCAAGAUCGUAGUGAAAACUCAGAUUGUAGAUUAGAACCACUGAUUCUGCACAACUCUAGAAUGAAAUUUUCUGCAGAGCAAUUACAUAAUUUGAAUUUUAUAUUCUACAAGAAGUUACAAUCCAAGCAGUGUCGCACAGAUACUAUUUUAUUACGAGCGAAAAACGUUGGCGAGAGAUUGGUCCAGAGGUUAUUAUGUGUAGCAGGAUCGGCAGAUCAAAGAUUUGCUUCAAAGUUUCUGAUAGAUAACAAUCCUGAAGCGAUUUAUAACAACUCCAACAAAACAUUAUCCUUCUUGGUACGCUUGGAUGAAUUAUCAACUCCUCCCUUGUAUGAUCUGGAUCCUGCAACCAAAUUGGAAAUAAUUGAAAACGAUUCGGACUGUCCUUCAUCAUACUGUAAAAUAAGAAUUCCAUCUUCAAAAACAAAGACUUGGAAUGAGUUUAUCAAUCCCAAUGGGUUUCUUAGGAGAGACAAAGUUCAAACUCGGUUAGUGAAACUACUAGCAGAAGCAGCUGAUAAGGGUGGUCCACUCUCACCAAGAAGUGUUGAUGAAUCAGUGGUAUGUAGUAUACCUGGAAAGAUUGUGGAUGCAGCAACCUUAAACAAGAUUUUGAAAGUACCUUCUUUCGAGCAACUUUACUAUGGACCAGGUGGAAAGGAUUUAGGAUUCCCAGAUCCCUCUAAUUUUCGUAUAGCUAUAGUUGACGAGCCACAAGGUAUUAUACUGAGGUUGGAAUUUCUAUCACCAGCUUAUGACAAUAUCUGUUUGGACAUAAGGCUCUUGAUUGCGAUAGGUGUGGAUGCUUGGCCAUCUUCUACAAGUUAUCCUGGGAGAAUUCCAUUGAUUCAUCCUGAUUGCUUGCUGUAUCAUAUGGCAGCUGAAACGGGUAUGUAUCUUGUUGGUUUUGGUGUCCAAUCAUCUGCAUGGCAAAUUAGAGUACCAGCUGCAGAAUACACAAUACUUAACCACUAUGGCAUAACCAGUACAAUUAGGAUCAUACUGGACAUUCUGAAGAUCUUAGAAGAAGAAAUUGACAUCCCAAGAAGACUGAAACAGUACCAAUAUUCUUACAAAAUUCUUCACAAAUAUAUAUACCUCACUGCCCUUUUCGAAGAAUUAGAAAGCAACUCUAUCCAACCAUUAAAAGAUGCUGUGAACUGGUCUUCCAUGCAUCUAUCGAGAAUUGUACUCAUAAUAAUGGAUAAACUUAUAUUCAAUCUGACUCAACAGAGACUUUCCAAUUAUUUCUUCAAACAAGCAAAUUUGAUGGUGAAUCCUGGGCAUUUGUCAGAAGAUGAUUAUAUUAUAGAGGCGAAUAACGUGAAGAUGUUCAUUUACAAACUUUUCGAUGAAUCUCUACAAAAUCUUUCAAGUGACGACCAAUACAGAACAAUGACCAAAACACAAGAAAACGAGAUUAAUCUACUCAUUAAAUGGGCAGAACUGAUAGAAGGAAUGUUGCCACACCUUAAGCCCAAAAACAAUGGAUUUUGUCUGAUGAAGUCUCGCAAAAUGAAGAACUAUGAACAACUGCAUUACUCAAGGUAUCAGUUAGAAUACAUCAGUUUGGUAUUGUGGAGUAUUCUAAAUGUUCGUAAAAAGAUUCUGAAGUCUGAAACAACGCUUGCAUUUAAAUCAGAUAUAUACGAAAAUGAAGCACGGGUGGAAGAUGUUAUAUACCUAACGAUAAUCCUCAUGGACCAAGCUAGAUACCACUACAUGAAGAAUAUGAAACAAGAUAAGAAGCAGUCGAAAUUUGAAAGGCAAUAUGUCUUACACACUUCGAAAUUCAUAGAACUUUUAAGAGAAGAUCAAAACAUAAAAUCUUUGAAUUUAGAAGAAGACAUUGUUGUGGUGGGUACUAUUGUCAAUAUGCUUCACAGAGCUGUAGAUUUUGAAGAGAAAUAUAUUGGUCGUGUUCUACAACCUUAUCUGAAGGAUUUAUAUGAAAUUUCAUUCGUAAUAUCCUGGCACUUAGAAGAUAUAAAGAGAAGAUUGAACGAUGAUGAAUUGAAGUCCUUAGGUUGCUUCUGUAAACUGGUGAAUUCUGGAGAGAUAACACCUGAACAAGGCCUCGAGGAUGCCUUGGAGAAGAAUUGGACUUGGGCAAAAGACAUGAUGGAACUGAUAGAAAAACGAGAAGUUCGGAUUUUUCUUAUUCCUGAUAGAGAGAAGGUUAACCAAUAUGUUGUAUACCCAAAUGAAAAAUCCAGUGGGGAUACUAAACGUAGAAAUUUACCCAGAAGGAAAGAUACUCUACUAGGUCAAAAUUAUUUCAAUACUCUCAGAUCUAAAGACCUUGAGGAACCAAAUGAUGACCAUAUUCCUCAACAAGAACUUUUGAAAAUUAAGAGCCCACUGACUUCAAUCAUAAGUAGAAUUCACAGGAGAGGAAUACACAGAGGUUGUGGAGACACAUUCAUGUCUCUUAUUCACAUGAGGAAAAUGGGUGUUUAUCAAGAAAUAACAUCAACAUUAUCAGAAGAGGAGAAGAUCAAUCUCAAUGAAACUAUUGAUGACAUUUUGGAAACUCGCAACCGCAAUUGUAACGAAAAAAAUUGGACAAACACCUUACCUAGAGUUCAUAAAAAUAUCUCUUUUACUCCGAAAGGUGACGUUCAGAUGUACAAACCGAUGGAAGAAAGUGCAGGAAUCAGAGAGAAAGAAUUACAGAAUGAGCAACCAGGAUACGAGACAUUGAUUAGAAAGUGUAGGACAUUGAGGAUGAAAGAAAACGAUGUUUAUUUUCCAUCUGUUAGUAAUACGAAUAAAAAAGAAAUGCUUAGAAAAAGCCAAUCAUUCAAAUAUUAAUAUUCUCAUUUUAUAAUGUAAACAACACAAUUCUAAAGAUAUCCAAAUAAUAUUUUAUAUUGUUGUAUAGCUUCAUUUUGUUAUUUUUUUUUCUAGAUUAUAAAUAAAAGUGUGAAGAAAUUAAUAAAUUCAA
Molecule: messenger RNA, 2981 nt
Organism: Harmonia axyridis
Lineage: Eukaryota; Metazoa; Arthropoda; Insecta; Coleoptera; Coccinellidae
Exons: 11
Coding region: 14-2848 (944 amino acids)
Source: RefSeq, a predicted model, not a curated record